Messenger RNA from Entamoeba invadens IP1, 333 nucleotides. RefSeq lists its product as hypothetical. The transcript has a single exon. Bases 1 to 333 code for a protein of 110 amino acids. The record is from RefSeq and is a predicted model, not a curated record. Lineage: Eukaryota; Evosea; Mastigamoebida; Endamoebidae.
AUGGAAGCGUUAGAAACGUCACAACCACGCCGUGUAGCAAUGAUGGCCCCCACAAGGCCAACCAGAAUGCACUCGCAAGACCUUAGCAAGUCAACCAAGCACGAGAUCGAGAAAGGGGUCUUUGCCUUAGUCUUGCGGGCUUUGAUUGAGUCUCCCGACGGAGACUUCUGCCCUUUGUCCCCUCGAGGGGACACACUCACCUUCGACGACCUCUAUGAAAAGUGUUACCAUGCCGUUCGAAUGGCUUUGAAGUGUGGAGACAAGACUGUUGAGUCUGUCUACCCGACUAUAAGAAAACUAGUCUUAAAGUAUAAAUCCGAAGCUUUAUUAUGA